Pseudo-nitzschia multistriata is the source of this 1845-nucleotide messenger RNA. The record is from the annotation of a GenBank genome assembly. Lineage: Eukaryota; Bacillariophyta; Bacillariophyceae; Bacillariales; Bacillariaceae.
CCGCUUCGUUCGUUCCAUCGACACAUCCACCGAGACACUGCUCGUCCCUGCCGACGAACGACCACCGGCGCGGUCUUUGUUCUUGUCUGUGUGUGGUUGUGUGCGUGGUUGCGUGUGUAGUUGCGUGUGUAGUUGUGUGCGUGGUUGUGGGCCCGGUGCGCCUGCGCUUGGAUGGAAGGCCGCCCCGGAGAAAAGGACCGCAACCUCCUCCUCCUCCUGCGCCGUGCCGAGCGGUGCUUCCUGGGGGGCCAGCACGGCGCCGCGCUGUCCCUCGCCUCGGAAUGCCUCGGCGCGCGCCGCCGGGAAUCCGGGUCCCCGCCCUUGUCCGUGGUCGGGCCGAUCGAGACGGGGAUCGAUAUGGAGACGGAGAUGGAGACAGGGACCAGGACGGAGACCGAGACGGAGACCAGGACCGAGGGCCACCGCGGCCACCGCGGCCACCGCGCCCCCCUCUGCCGCACCUUUUCCACGCUAGCCUUUUCCGUGGCCACCAUCGGCACGCCAUCGACGCCGGUCGACCGGUUGGCCGCCAUUGGCCUCCAGAGCUGGCACGAGCUCUGCGGGGACCACCUGAACGAGCACCCUAACGAGCACCUGAACGAGCACCCUAACGAGAACCCUAACGAGCACCCUAACGAGAACCUCAACGAGCACCGCCACCGGGCCCUGCUGGAACCGAUCCUCGGCCUCUUCCACCACGGCGGCGACGGAUCCGGCGGCCACCACGCCCUCUCCCCCGAGCUCUUCGCGUCGGUCUGGGUCCCCUUUUGGGAGUCCCACGGGCGGGCCACCGAAGCGGUUCUGUGGACGGUCCGGGUCCUGGGGGAGUGGUCCCGGUCCCCCGGACCCGGCUCGGAAAGCUUCCGCCCCUUUGGGGUGUUGUGGGAGAGGUGCGUCUGCGUGCAGCUCCCGGAGGGGCUCUUCGGGGGGUCCGCCGGGUUGGCGAAGGCCGUCCUCGAGGCGAUCACGCCCCCCGGAGGAACCACCGGCCGGGAAACGGGGGCCCUCGACCGGGUGCUGGCCGAUCUGGAAGCGAGCCUCCGGGGCGGCGGCGACCAUUGCGGCGACCCUUGCGGCGCACGGGACGGCCCGGCGAUCGAUGGCCUUGCCGAUGGCCUCGGCGCCGUCCUCCGCGACACCGCCCGAGCCAGCGCCAUUGCCGGUUUCGUCCCGGGGGAGGCCCUCGAGCGGGCCCUGGACCGCCUGGUCCGGCGCAAGACGCCAGGGGAGCCGCGGAAGGGACCCCCCCAAGCAAAGCCCCAAGCAAAGCCCCAAGCAAAGCCCCCGUUCCCCCCCCUCUCGCGGAAGGGGGGCCUCCCGGGCGCGCUGGCGGCCUGGCGCGUCCGCCUGCUGGGGGAUGGCCCCGAACGGAAGGCCCGCCUCCGCCGCCUCCUCUUCCUCUGGGCGGUGGUCGCGGCGGUGCGGUGGAAGCAAACCGGCCGGGCCCGCCGGGCGAGGAAACCGUAAUUCGAUUCGAUUCGAUUCGAUUCGAUUCGAUUCAAUUCGAUCGCGUUGCAUCGCAUCCCAUCCAGCCACCACCCUUUGGUGCCUCCGCGUCCUUUCCCGUCACCCUGUGCCUUUCGCUGUGGUCUCGGAUGGAUGCCCGCGGAGGCCACAAAGGAUUGCUGCGUGGAUUCCAUUCCAUGCGCGCGCACCCAAACACACACCGGUACGCAACGCAACGCAACGGGUCGCCGUCGGGGCAACCGGGAGCCUUCUUUCCUUCUCCACCCGCAAUGGUUCUCGCCGAAGGGUUCCCGCUUCCCGCUUCCCUCCCAGCGCACGAGAUGAUCUACCACAGCACAGUACCGUACUACAGUACAUACAUAAAAAACAUAGAGUUUC